Trematosphaeria pertusa is the source of this 1330-nucleotide messenger RNA. RefSeq lists its product as uncharacterized. Gene Ontology annotation, molecular function: GTPase activity. Gene Ontology annotation, cellular component: cytoplasm. The transcript is spliced from 3 exons. The record is from RefSeq and is a predicted model, not a curated record. Lineage: Eukaryota; Fungi; Ascomycota; Dothideomycetes; Pleosporales; Trematosphaeriaceae. Bases 8 to 1192 code for a protein of 394 amino acids.
ACCCACCAUGCCGUUCGCGCAGCUGGUCAUCGGCCCGCCCGGCGCGGGCAAGUCGACGUACUGCGAUGGCAUGCAGCAGUUCAUGGCGGCCAUCGGGCGCAAAUGCUCCGUCGUAAACCUCGAUCCCGCAAACGGCCAUAGCUCGUAUCACCCGGCCUUGGACGUCAGAGACUUGGUCACAAUAGACGACAUCAUGGAGCAGGAAGCGCUUGGCCCAAAUGGCAGUAUUCUGUACGCGCUGGAGGAGCUGGAGCACAACUUCGACUGGCUAGAGGAGGGCUUGAAGCAGCUCCGAGAUGACUAUAUCCUGUUCGACUGCCCUGGCCAGGUCGAGCUCUUCACGCACCAUUCCUCGCUGCGGAACAUCUUCUUUCGCCUUCAAAAACUGGGGUAUCGACUAGUCGUCGUACACCUCACCGACUCCAUCGUGCUCUCGCGACCCUCUCUAUACGUGUCCUCGCUGCUGCUUGCGCUGAGAAGCAUGCUGCAGAUGGAUCUCCCGCACCUGAACGUGCUCACCAAGAUCGAUAACCUGAGGAAUUAUGGGAAUCUGCCCUUCAACCUGGACUUUUACACCGAGGUGCAAGACCUCAACUACCUGUUGCCGCAUCUGAAUCGGGAACAGACCUCGGGCAUUCCAGGGCCGACGUCGGGCUCCCCUGAAAUCAAUCGCAACAUGGACGUGGACGUGGACGAGGACGAAGGCGAGCCCGCCUCCAAGUUUGCCGCGCUGAACAAAGCUAUUGUCGAACUGGUCGAGGACUUCGCGCUCGUCGGGUUCGAAACUCUCGCAGUCGAAGACAAAAAGAGCAUGAUGACUCUGCUCCGCGCUAUCGACCGAGCGGGUGGCUAUGCGUUCGGCGGCGCUGAGGGCGCGAACGACACGGUGUGGCAGAUGGCCAUGCGGCAAGAUGCUGUGACCAUGGAUGCAAGAGACGUGCAGGAGCGGUGGCUGGAUCGGAGGGACGAGAUGGACGACGAGGAGCGGCGGGCGUGGGCGGAGGAGAGCAAGGAGAUGGUGGACGCUCCAGGAAGCGGGGCCGCAAGGGGACCCGCGGGGCGCCGCGAUGGGAAGAAGGGCUCCAGGGCAGGUGCAGAGCGGGAAUCUGACGACGAAAUGGGGGAUCUAGAAGAAAUGAGGAAGUUCAUGGAGAACCACGAGGGUAGCGGGGUCAGCAUGGUGAGGAAAUAGAGCCGGUGACUGGCGCGCGGGGGCGAUGCUUGGGACAAAGCGAUACCACAAUUGCAAUGGAAGAUUGAUUCUACUUCAUCUCAUCUGUCUCGAGUAGCAGAAGGCAGUGAUGGGGUUGUGAAUGGGCGCCAGCCUUGG